Molecule: messenger RNA, 774 nt
Organism: Fusarium pseudograminearum CS3096
Lineage: Eukaryota; Fungi; Ascomycota; Sordariomycetes; Hypocreales; Nectriaceae
Exons: 2
Coding region: 1-774 (257 amino acids)
Source: RefSeq, a predicted model, not a curated record
AUGCAUCCCUCACCAUACAUCGUCGGCGAGUCCUCGCCUUUUCUUAAGCGCGUUCUAGUGCCCUUGUGGUGUAUUCGUAUUCUAGUCAUGCUCGCCAACAUUGCCAGUUUGGCCCUUGUGCUCGUGGUUAUCAUUCCGCAGAUGGAGAGACAGCAACAACCAGUAGACAAACAACUGAUUGAGCAAGGUUUUGCGGUUGACUACCAGGCUCUAAUGAUUAACACUAUCGUCGUUCUUAUUCUCAUUUUCCCCUGCAUUGUCUUUGACAUUAUUUGCAUCAUCAAGCGUUCGCGUCGCAAUCUCAGCCCGGUCUUUUUCCUCGUUGCCAACGUCAUUCAGUUCACAAUCUGGACUAUAUUAUUCGCCUUAUCGAUGCGGGGAGGCGGAUCCUCAAGCAGCAUUGCACUUGGAAUCGUUAUUUAUCUCUCAUUUGCAGCCAUGCUCGGCUAUGCCUCCUAUAUUUACCACAAAUUUCGCAAAGGCACUCUUAUAAGCCAGUUUCCCGCUAGCGCUACAGACCAACUUGUAUUACAAGAUACAUCAAAUGCAGGACACCCAUAUAACUGCAUCGACCAACACCAGCAGCCAUUAACAUCGUUUUCCACGAGCUACAGUCACGAUAAGCAUGAAAUGAGCGCUUAUGAGCAACCACUGACCGAACUCGACGGUCAUCACCGCACUAAGCCAUAUGCAGGAAGAAGCGAGCUCUUCGCUGCGCACACUCCUGCGACAGAGAUAUAUGAGAUGUAUACGCCAGAUGCAAAAUGUGUAUAA